AUGAAAAUGCGUGGCGUCAAGUACUUCCAUGUGUACUGCAUCGACAACAUCCUCUGCAAGGUGGCAGACCCACAUUGGCCGAUAUUUGUAUUGUCGAAACCAUGCAGAUGUUCUAACGAAGAGGCCGAUAGUCUUAAGGGGAAUCUUACCUGUUUCAUAAAUGAGGAGAUCUGUAAAAUCCUGUGA
Molecule: messenger RNA, 186 nt
Organism: Cooperia oncophora
Lineage: Eukaryota; Metazoa; Nematoda; Chromadorea; Rhabditida; Trichostrongylidae
Source: the annotation of a GenBank genome assembly